Anguilla rostrata (American eel) is the source of this 5715-nucleotide messenger RNA. RefSeq names its product tankyrase 1 binding protein 1 (gene tnks1bp1). The coding region runs from base 1 to 4626 and encodes 1541 amino acids. The record is from RefSeq and is a predicted model, not a curated record. The transcript is spliced from 11 exons. NCBI's taxonomy places the organism in Eukaryota, Metazoa, Chordata, Actinopteri, Anguilliformes, Anguillidae.
AUGUCUGCCCAGGUGAAGAUGGGAGAGGUCGGUGUUGGUGGGGUAUCGGGGGGGCGUCUGCACCUCAGCCCCCUGGCCGACUCCAGCAACCACAGCCCCGUGGAGCCCCCCCCGUCCACCGAGGGUUCCCUUAUCCUGGCCCGUGACCCCUCCAAACCCGCCACAGCGCCCAAGCCUCUGCUCACCCCCAAGCCCUUCUCCGUCCAGAGAAACUCCUCCAUCCGCUCAAUCUCCGCCCCCAAGCCUUUCACGAGACCCCCUCUCCAACUCGCGCAACCCUCCCCCAAAACAGAUUCUCCUAGCACUGCCAAUCCAGAUGCUUCUAGAACCCCCAAACCAGAACCUGCUAGCACCCCCAAACCAGAACCUCACCCUCAAACAGAACCUGCUAGCACCCCCAAACCAGAACCUGCUAGCACCCCCAAACCAGAACCUGCUAGCACCCCAAAAACAGAACCUGCUAGCACCCCCAAAACAGAACCUGCUAGCACCCCCAAAACAGAACCUGCUAGCACCCUCAAAACAGAACCUGCUAGCACCCCCAAAACAGAUCUUGCGAGCACGGCAAAACCCAAUUCUGCUAGCACCCCUAAAUCUGACUCAGACGGCACCACUAAAACAGACCUACCAAGGACCCCCAAACCAGAUCCUGCUGGCACCCCUAAAUCUGGCCCUGCCAAACUGGAAAAGGCCAGCCAGCCUAAACAGCCUCCUGUCGUAAAACCGAAACCAGAUCGGCCCAGCACCCCCAAAACAGAUCUGGUGGAUGACCUAAAACAGGAAAAUGUAAGCACUCCUGAACUAAACCCACCCAUCACCUCCAAACCUGAACAACCCAGCACCCUCAAAUCAGACUCAGUGGGCACCCUCAAAUCUGAACCACCCAGCACACAGAAACCUCAACCUGUCACCCCCAAAACAGACGUUGUCAGAACCCCCAAAGCAGACCCACUAGUCACACCCAAAGCCAUCCCGCCCCAAAGCCCAACCCCCCCGCGGAAGGAGGAUGGGACAGGAGGCGUGGCCUCUGUGGGUGUACCCGACCUGGUUGAGCCAGAUGAGCACAGUCCUGUUGAGCAGGGUCCUGAGACUACAGCCUCCAUAGGCUCCGCCCCCGACCCACAUGAGAUCUCGAACCCCAGUUUUGUGCCCAGCUGGAGCAGGCGCCCCCUCUCUGCUGACCUCACCUCCAGGUUCAAGCCCUCAAGCCGACCCGAGCUCCCCCGCCGGCCGCUCGGGGCCCCAGCGAAAGUGGAGGAGGGUGGGGCAGAGGCGCCGCCCCCAGAACAGAACGACUGCCUUGUGGCUGCGGAGGAAACGUGCCAGAAGAAGGAGGAGGAGAAAGAGAGGGAGCAGGAGAUCAGGGGAGGCAGUAUCAAAAAACGAAUCAGUCAGCUGUUCGACUUCGCCUCUUCCGGCGCUGCUAGCACCAGGGACCCUCCUCCGGAGGCAGAGCCUCAAUCGGCAGUGCAGCCAGUCGAAGAGAAGGAUGUCUCUGUGGGCGUGAAGCAGAGAAUCAAAAAGCUGACGGCCGAGACUCCGCCUCCUCAAACCCCAAGUCCAAAGCCAACCUUCAAGCCCCGCCCACUGUCCCAAGACCUCACAAAAUGUUUUGCAGUGGAAAAAGAGCCUGCUUUGCCAAGCAGUCCCAGGGCUUUGGAGAAGGAGGGAACCAGAGGCCCCCCAGAGGAGACCAGUGAGGCUCAUGGGAAGGACUUAAUUUCCCGUGUCCGUGAGCAGCCAAAGGAAAAAGAGAAUGGGGUCGGAGAGGAGGAGGCGGAGGAAGGGGGCAGAGAACAGGAAGUGGGGGUGGAGACUGACCAGGAAGUCCAGUCUGAGAACAAGGUGGAGAAAGGCAGCAAAGGGGGCGGAGGAGAGGACGUGAGGAGCCCCUCCCCCAGGGAUGAGGGAGGUGGGUUGAGCAGCCCUGGCUCUGCCCCCAUACUGCUGGCUGCCGAGUGCGUUCCUGUUGCACGGAUGGAGGACAAAGCCACACCCACCGAAGCUCAGCCCAAGGAUGACACGCCUACACCUGCUGCCCAGAAGGAAAUGGAGAGAGUUGCACAAAUGAAGAGGGAAAUAGAAGAAAGAAUGGAGAGAGAAAUUGAGAGAAAGAGGGAGGAAGAAAGGGUGGGGAAAGAGAGGAGAGAAAAGGCAAGGGUGGAGAAAGAGAUAGAGGAGAGGAAAGAGAAGGAAAGGAUAGAGAAUGAGAUAAAGAUGAAAAAGGAAAAAGAAAGAUUGGAGAGAGAGUUGGAAGAGAGAAGAGAGAAAGAAAGGUUGGAGAAGGAGAUGGAGGAGAGGAGAGAGAGUGAAAGAGUGGAGAAGGAGAUGGAGGAAAAGAGAAAAAGGGAAAGGAUAAAGAGGGAGUUAGAAGAGAUGAAAGAAAAGGAAAGGUUGGAGAAGGAGAUGGAGGCGAAGAAAGAAAAAGAAAGGUUGGAGAAGGAGAUGGAGGAGAAAAAGGAAAAAGAAAGAGUGGAGAGAGAGUUGGAAGAGAGGCGGGAGAGAGAAAGGUUGGAGAAGGAGAUGGAGGAGAGGAAAGAGAGUGAAAAAGUAGAGAGGAUGUUGGAAGAGAGGAGAGAGAGUGAAAGAGUAGAGAAGGAGAUGGCGGAGAAGAGAAAAAAGGAAAGGGUAAAGAGGGAGUUGGAAGAGAGCAGAAAAAAGGAAAGGUUAGAGAAGGAGAUGGAGGAGAAGAGAGAAAAAGAAAGGUUGGAGAAGGAGAUGGAGGUGAAAAGAGAAAAAGAAAGGUUGGAGAAAGAGAUGGAAGAGAAAAGAGAAAAAGAAAGGUUGGAGAGGGAGCAGGAGAAGAGAGAAAAAGAAAGGUUGGAAAAUGAGAUGGUGGUGAAAAGAGAAAAGGAAAGGGUGGAGAGGAUGUUGGAGGAGCAGAGAGAAAGAGAAAGGAUGGAAAAGGAGAUGGAGGAGAAAAGAGAAAAGGAAAGGUUGGAGAGGGAGAGGGAAAAGAGAGAAAAAGAAAGGGUAUUGAAGGAGAUGGAGGAGAAGAGAGAAAAAGAAAGGUUGGAGAGGGAGAUGGAGGGGAAGAGAGAAAAGGAAAGGUUGGAGAGGGAGAUGGAGGAGAAGAGAGAAAAGGAAAGGGUGGAGAGGAUGUUGGAGGAGAGGAGAGAAAGAGAAAGGUUGGAGAGGGAGACGGAGAAGAGAGAAAAAGAAAGGUUGUUGAAGGAAAUUGAGGAGAAGAGAGAAAGAGAAAGAGUGAAGAAGGAGUUAGAAGAAAUGAGGGAAAAAGAAAGGAUAGAGAGAGAGUUGGAGACGAAGAGAGAAAGAGAAAGGGUGGAGAAGGAGUUGGAGGAGAAGAGGAAGAGAGAAAUGAUGGAGAAAGAAAGACAAAUUGAGAUUGAAACAAAACGGAGGGAGAUGGAAAGAGAGAGGAAAAGGGAGGAUGAGGAGAGGAUGAAAGUGACUGCUGUGAAGCUGCCUGAACAAGCCCCCCAGGGAGAGAGCAGAGCGGGCGGGGCCGAUGGGGGGGGCGGGGCCAAGGAGCCGGGCGAGGAGGUGCGCUUCGACGACUUCUCGGUGAAGCCUCGGCGGUGGGGGAGCCAGGGGAGGGCCUUGUGGUCCAGCAGGGACAGCCCCGCCCUGUGGGAGGGGCGACAGGAGGAGGAGGAGUCAAAGAGUGUGCCAGAGAGAGAGGAGGCUGCGGGGACUCCUGGCGAUUGGUCCGCGUCGGUAGGCGAGCCGGGCGGCUCUGGCCCCACCUCCGCCGGCGACGGCAGCAGCACCCGGCGGGAGCCUGACGAGACCCCUCCCCAAACCCCGCCCCCAUCUCCACCCGUCCUGGAGCUGCGGACAGAAGCCCCGGAAGACACGGAGGAGGAGGGUGAGGCAGAGUUGGUGGUGGAGACAGACCCGGAAACGCUGGCGGAGGGCAGCCUGACUCCCAUCACCCCAAGACCGGAUGACCUCAUAAACUUGUCACCAGACGAGCCUCUGCCAGGAGAGCCCGACACACCUAGUAACCAGGAGACUGAUGAUGACAUCAUCGACUUCACUCCCAGCACGGACCCUGAGCCCCUCCCCCUUCCUGAGUUCCCCACAUCGCUGCUGGACACCAGCGCUCAGCUCGCGAAGGCGGAGCUUGGACGGAGGCGGAAUCGGAGUCGGCCGUCGAUGCCUCCCAGGCCUGUCAGUCAAGGCGCUCCGCUCGGCAAACUGCAGGAGGCCGUGGACGAGCCGGACGACUGCAUGUUCCGUGACUCCACAGUCGCGGCAGAGUCUUCUUAUGGGGCGGAUUUGCAUUCAGAGGUGGAGCCCUCUCCGCCGCCCAGCCAAUCGCAGAGAGUCCCCGUCUUCCCCGGAAUGGACCCUUCAGCCCUCAAGGCGGUGCUGCAGAAGCGAGGGGGGGAUUCUGAUGGACAGGCUGACAGACGCGCCCCCUCUCCGUUGGAGCUGUUGCGCCGCGUUCCGGCAUCUUCCCACCCCUCCCCCCCUCAGCUCUCCUGCCCUGCCCCCUCCCCUCCUCCGCGCACCCGCUCCACCAAAUCACCCAUCCCUCCAGGAGCAGCCAGGGUGCUGCCCCCUGCUGCUGGGACAGAGGACAGGGUGGAGUCCACACCUCCCUGGCUUCAGGAGCUGAAGUCCAAGAAGCAAUUCGCUCAGUCUGGUGGAGACCCAUAGACACCACAAAGAAAGGGUUUACACGAGGAGGAAAUGGCGGAAGCUUUGACCUUUAACCUGGAAAUGAACAGAAACUUGCUAUCAAGUUUUUUCUCUUGAGUUUUUUUUUCGUGACUUUUGCUUGUGAAUCUCGUGGCAGCAGUAGGGUUUGAUAUAUGCACAAAGUGCCUUUCCGGAAAGAGUGGAGAAAAGGGCCUUUUCUGUCGAACGAGUCUUUGCAUACAGUCACUUUACUCUCUAUCUGCACAGAAGGGGGGGGACCAAUUCUGUCCCUGCACUUGUUGCACAAGGGAAAGGUUAGCCUGCAGGACCAAGCACUUCUUAACCUGAUGCACAACAAAUUCAGGACAGGAUGAUGUUUUAAAAAAUGUUUUAUUACUUAUAAGUUUUUUAUAUAAUUAAUGCAGUCUGUCUCUGUCUUCCUGUUCACAGUUUUAAAAAAUCUGUUUCUCUCUUUUAUUUGUGUUUUGUUUUGUUACAUUUUUGUUGUUGUUGUCGAACUGGCUGUUAGACCGGCACAAAGUUUACAGGAUCAACCCUCUUAAGGGACAGUUUAAUCAAAGCACCCGGAGCCUUAGACUGUAUCCCACACUGCCCGUCUCCGGUCCCUCUGUUUAGCGCCUGUUGUGCUGGGUCCAGUGGAAUCAAAGUGUGUUUUUUAAUUCAUCUAAAAUUCUGAGAAUUUGAUUCUGAUUGGCCCAGAUGCCCUCCGAUGACACCGGUAAAAUAUUAACUUUCGUUGGUCGCGAAUGGCGAUUCACUGCGAUGCCGAACAACAAUUUUUUUAAACCUGGUUCAUAAUAUUUCUUCCUGUAGACCAAUGUAAUGUAAUGUUUGGUUUGAUCUGUAUGUGAAGAUUUCAGGCUAUCUUAGGCCCGUGUGUGCACAUGUGUUUGUGUGUGUAUGUGUGUGUGUGUGUGUGUGUGUGUGUGUGUGUGUGAAUGGUGUCUUCUGUAAAAUUAUCCUUUUGUCAGGGCUUUUUUAAAAAGAUUGUUUCUUUCUUAAUUUCAACGCAAAGGCUAUAGUCUUGUGUGAGGCCAUUGUCAAAGUGGAAAUUGAUAAAUAAAAUAAAGUUUGCUAUGAAAUGGA